CUGUUUAUCUCGCUUUUAUUUCUCUUCCUGAGAUCUCGGAAAGAAAUCACGGCACAAUGACCGGAGAUCACGGACACCACCAGGUGGAGUCUGGCUCUCGACUAAAUGAUUCCCACAAACAUAAAGACAAGCAUAAAGACAAAGAGCACAGGCACAAAGACCACAAGAAAGACAAAGAGCGUGAAAAGUCCAAGUACACUAACAGUGAGUACAGAGACUCGUCUGAGAAGAAGCACAAGGACCGCGAGAAAGAGCGAGUGAAACAUCGGGAGGACAGCAGCGAGAGACACAAAGAAAAGAAGAGAGAAGAGAAGCUUAAAUCUCACAGCUCUAACGGGAAGCAUAAGAGGGAGAAGGAGAACGGCUAUGUCAGUCACAUCAAAACGGAGGAGGACAACGGCUACUGCUACACUCUAAAGCAAGAGAAGACGGUGAAGAGAGAGAGGGAUGACGACGAGCCCGAGUACAGACCCAAAAAGAUCAAAGUGGAAAAGGAGCAUAAGGUGAAAAAACGGAAGCAGGAGGAAGACUAUGAUGACUACGAAGAGGAAGAGGCGUUAAAGCCGAAAAAGAAAUCGAAAGAGAAGAAAGAGGAUGCGGCUGGAGGGAAGAAGAAGGGCAAGAAGGAGCCGGAAGAGAAAUGGAAAUGGUGGGAAGAAGAGCGAUACACAGACGGCUCAAAAUGGCGGUUCCUCGAGCAUAAAGGUCCCGUGUUCGCGCCUCCGUAUGAGCGACUUCCGGAAAACGUCAGGUUUUAUUAUGAUGGAAAGCCCAUGAAGCUGAGCGAGCAGGCGGAGGAAGUGGCGACGUUCUUCGCCAAAAUGCUCGACCACGAAUACACGACCAAGGACAUAUUUAGGAAAAACUUCUUCAAAGACUGGAGGAAGGAAAUGACCUCGGAGGAGAAGUCCAAAAUCACCGAUCUGAACAAAUGCAACUUCACCGAGAUGAGCGAAUACUUCAAAGUGCAAUCGGAGAAUCGGAAACAGAUGACGAAGGAAGGGAAACAGAAAAUCAAAGAGGAGAACGAGCGGCUGGUGGGGGAGUACGGUUACUGCCUGAUGGACAACCACAAAGAGCGCAUCGGAAACUUCCGGAUCGAGCCUCCCGGUCUUUUCCGAGGUCGAGGAGACCACCCGAAGAUGGGUAUGCUGAAACGGCGCAUUCGCCCCGAAGACAUCAUCAUCAACUGCAGCAAGGACUCAAAGCACCCCAAACCUCCUCCAGGUUCCCGGUGGAAGGAGGUCCGUCACGAUAACAAGGUGACAUGGCUGGCGUCGUGGACUGAGAACAUCCAGGGCUCCAUUAAGUACAUCAUGCUGAACCCCAGCUCACGGAUCAAGGGAGAAAAGGACUGGCAGAAGUACGAGACGGCACGCAGGCUGAAGAAGUGUGUGGAGAAGAUCCGAGCGCAGUACCGCGAUGACUGGAAGAGCAAAGAGAUGCGAAUCCGACAGAGAGCCGUCGCUCUGUACUUCAUCGAUAAGCUGGCUCUGAGGGCAGGUAACGAGAAGGAGGAGGGCGAGAGUGCGGACACGGUGGGCUGCUGCUCUUUGCGGGUGGAGCACAUCAGCCUGCACCCUGAGAUGGAUGGUCAGGAGUUCGUGGUGGAGCUCGACUUCCUGGGAAAAGACUCCAUCCGCUACUACAACAAGAUCCCUGUGGAGAAGAGGGUCUUUAAAAACCUGCAGUUGUUCCUGGAGAACAAGCAGCCGGAGGACGACGUCUUCGACAGACUCAAUACGUCCAUUUUGAACAAACAUCUGCAGGAGCUGAUGGACGGAUUAACGGCCAAAGUGUUUCGUACCUACAACGCCUCCAUCACCUUACAGCAGCAACUCAACCAGCUCACUAACCCUGAAGAUAACGUUCCAGCGAAGAUCCUGUCCUAUAACCGAGCUAACCGUGCCGUGGCGAUCCUGUGUAACCACCAGAGGGCGCCACCCAAAACCUUUGAGAAGUCCAUGCAGAACCUGCAGGCCAAAAUCGAUGCGAAAAAGGAUCAGCUUUCUGCAGCCAAGAAAGAGCUGAAGUCGGCCAAAGCAGACGCCAAGGCCAUGCACGACGAGAAAAGCAAAAAGGCGGUGGAGACGAAGAAGAAGGCGGUCCAGAGGUUGUCUGAGCAGCUGAUGAAGCUGGAGGUGCAGGCCACCGACCGCGAGGAGAACAAACAGAUCGCCCUGGGAACUUCCAAGCUCAACUACCUGGACCCGCGCAUCUCCGUCGCCUGGUGUAAAAAGUGGGAAAUCCCCAUCGAAAAAAUCUACAACAAGACGCAGCGGGAGAAGUUCGCCUGGGCCAUCGACAUGGCGGACAAAGACUACGAGUUUUAAAACAAAACUAAACACGAAAACGAAGCGGAAACGUUCCCCCGUAAACAAUCUGUCUGCUGAAACGUUUAAACCGAGUCCUGAAACGUGGAACCCUGAGGAGAUCCUCCACCACCUCCACCUCCACCACCACCUCGCUCCGGUAGACACGCGUUAGGCUUCACACUCGCUUCUGGGGUUUUUCAGUGUCCUAGUCAGGUUUUAGCCGUGGGGUUUAUCGAUGAAUUCUAUAUUUUAAUAUAAGAAAUAAAUCAGAGUUGUUUUAAGAGGCACGUGGGAACCGAACUACGGAAAGCCAUUGUGGAAGACUCGAGACUCGGCGCGUGCGUGCGUGUGUGUGUGUGUGUGUGUGUGCGUGUGUGUGUGUUUAAACUGCAGCGAGAUGUAGAAAUGUUUGGAUCAUGUACCUGAAUACAUCACCAGUCCAGGGAUGCACCAAUCCAGUGUUUUUAUUUUCCUCGUCCCGUUCCCCCGUACUGAGCCGAUUUAUUUCCUUUUCUUUCUCUUUCUUUUUUUUUUAUCUUUUUCUUUUUUUUUUUUUUUUUUAAAAAAAAAACAGUAUAAACGCAAAAUAACAAGUUUAUUAAUAAUAUUUUUUUCUGUAUUGUGAGUCACUGAGCCAGAACAAUAACUCAAAGCGAGGGAUCUCCAAACACGUCGAAAAAAAAAAUAGGUCUUUUUAAGCAUUUCUAUAUUCUAUUCUAUCAAUUCUGUUCAUCUAAUAUAGAAGUAUUAAUGCUUAUAAAAUAUUUCCAUUUUUUUUUUUUUUUUUUUAAAGUGCUGAACAUUUUUACGGUGGGUUAAAAAUCCCUCGAGAACGUUACCGCUUUUUAAAUCUAACGAACGCCGUACUGUAAUGUAAUUAUCGAAUAUAUUUACCAUAAAUUAUACAGUCACGUGUUUAUUUUUAGUACGUUAUAAUCAAUCAAAUCGAUGAGGAAUUUUUUUUUAUUAUUAUUUCUUCCUUUUUUUUAAUUUUUUUUUUUAUUUGAAUGUAAAUUUUAAAAUGUAACAAAGCUUACUGAAGUUUUCUUUUAUUACGCAGAAAGCAUCUAAAUAAAACAUUUUAAAAACACUCGCGGGAGUGUUUCAGUGCUUCGGGCCUUUCUCGUCUUUUUAGCGAACCUUAACAGUUUUAUGUGUGGGUUGGUGGUUUUUUUUUGUUUUUUGGUUUUUUUUUUCCCCUCUCAUCCGUCGUCAGAAUCGUCUGGGUCGGAUCCGGGAAAAAUUUUUAUAUCUCAAUCCAUGAUAUCGGAUUGGUGCAUCCCUAUUCUUUAUAUAUAUAUACAUAUAUAAAAUAUACUUUUUGUUUUGUUUUGUUUAUAUCAGGGAUGUACAUUUUUAUUUCUGCGAAUAUGUGAAAGGGGCGACCUCCAUGUUAACGCUGACGUUGUAGUGAAUUUUACUUUGUCUUUCGUGUUUUUAUUUUUAUUUUUUCUCCCUCCUGUGCAGAAUGUUUUGGCUUUUUUUUUUUUUUUUUUUUCUUUUUUUUGUGUGUGUUUUUUUUUUUUUUUAAAGUUUUUUUUUCCUCAGCAGUACAGUUAUAACACUCUUACUUGAAACAUGGCUGGGUGAGACGUGUGUGAGGAUAUAUACACACGCACGCACACACACGCGCACACACACGAUCAUAAACAUGAAGAACUGGUUUCUCUAUAUACGUGAGAUGCAAUUUUUUUUUUUUUUGCCAAAUGAAUAGAGGCGUGAGAUGAAAUGGUGUACAUGUGGAAGAUUGGGAUCUUCUUUGUAAAGAAUUAGGAACAGAAGUGUCCGAAGUUAACUUUUUAAUGUGAGGCUCUGCACUUAUUUAUAGCUGUUAGAAAGUGUGCUAAAGCUAACUUCAACAUUUUUACCACAUUUAGCCUUAAGCAAUCAUGUUCUAUUAUUAUUAUUUUUAAUAUCCAUAUCGGUUGUUUUUGCAAAUAAUAAAUCAUGCCACUCUUUCUUAUUCUCUCCUUUUAUUUCACAUCCUCGCGUUCAUCCUGAUGUCUUGCUUUUGUGUAUUUUUUUUUUUGUUUGUUUGUUUGUUUGUUUGUUUGUUUUUGUUUUGUUUUCAGAAUUUAAAUAAACUUUGUAUUGCAAUAAUCUC
This is a messenger RNA of Ictalurus furcatus (blue catfish), 4419 nucleotides long. It is a transcript of the gene top1b, whose product is annotated as DNA topoisomerase Ib. Gene Ontology annotation, molecular function: DNA binding; DNA topoisomerase type I (single strand cut, ATP-independent) activity. Gene Ontology annotation, biological process: chromosome segregation; DNA topological change; DNA replication. Bases 57 to 2333 code for a protein of 758 amino acids. Gene Ontology annotation, cellular component: chromosome; nucleolus. The record is from RefSeq and is a predicted model, not a curated record. The transcript has 21 exons. Lineage: Eukaryota; Metazoa; Chordata; Actinopteri; Siluriformes; Ictaluridae.